This is a messenger RNA of Entrophospora candida, 738 nucleotides long. The record is from the annotation of a GenBank genome assembly. Lineage: Eukaryota; Fungi; Glomeromycota; Glomeromycetes; Entrophosporales; Entrophosporaceae.
AUGGAUUUCUUAAAAGAAGACUUUGGAGAUAAAUUAGAUGUUGAAAGUUUGAAAGCGGUUAGGGAAAAAUUAAAUAUUUUUCAAAAAGAUAACAAGGAAAUUUACGCUAGAACACAGGAAUUAGAGCGAGAAAAAGCAAAAUUGACAUUUGGAAAAAUUUUAGACCUUGACGGUUUAGCCAAAGUUGUGAAAAGAUUGAAUGAUUUAAGUGCAGAAUUGGCAGAUAAAAACAAUGAAAUAGUUAGUUUGGGAGGCAACAUUGAGAGUUUAAAAAAUCAACUUUCAGAAAAGGAGAAAGAAAUAGUUAAAAAAGACUCAGAUAUUAAACUCAGGGAUGAAACAAUUGCGGAUAAAGAAAAAAAUAUUCAACAAUUACAAAAAGAUGUUAAUAAUAAUAAAGAUUUGAGCAACAAAAUAAAAGAACUAGAAGCCGUGAUUGCUCAAUCAACAAAAGAACUAAAGAGAGAAACCAAGCAAGAAUUAACCUCCUUUUUCCAAGACAUGGACAUUAGCGAUGACGAUAUUAACGAAAAAUAUGGUAAUAAUUUUGAUUAUGAAACCGUUAUUGAUGAAAAACUGACCUUAAAAAAUAGAAUGGAUAUGAAAAAAGCCUUCAAAAUAGUAGCAUGUAUCUGUGCUACAGAGAAGUUUGAGGAAUUGAAUAAACCUUAUGAAAAAAAUCCUGCAUCUAGAACAGAACGCUUACAAAGCAUGCUGGAAAAAAUUGCGAAUAACUGA